Telopea speciosissima is the source of this 733-nucleotide messenger RNA. RefSeq names its product multiprotein-bridging factor 1a-like. Gene Ontology annotation, cellular component: nucleus. Gene Ontology annotation, molecular function: DNA binding. The coding region runs from base 93 to 521 and encodes 142 amino acids. Lineage: Eukaryota; Viridiplantae; Streptophyta; Magnoliopsida; Proteales; Proteaceae. The transcript is spliced from 4 exons. The record is from RefSeq and is a predicted model, not a curated record.
GAUCAUAAUCAGAAGCCCUAAAAACUGCGAAAGAUAGUGAGUCGUUUCUAAUUUGUCGUUUUUGAAGCGAAAAGCAAAGUAGCAGAGGAAAAAUGGCUGGAGUUGGUCCGUUGACGCAGGACUGGGAACCCGUGGUGAUCCGAAAGAAGGCUCCUACCGCGGCUGCUAAGAAGGACGAGAAGGCUGUUAACGCCGCUCGCCGCAUGGGCGCCGAUAUAGAAACCUUGAAGAAGUCUACUGCGGGGACAAACAAAGCUGCCUCUAGCAGUACUUCUUUGAACACAAGGAAGCUUGAUGAUGAAACGGAAAAUCUUGCUCAUGAACGUGUACCCACAGAACUGAAGAAAGCCAUCAUGCAAGCUCGAAUGGACAAGAAGCUCACUCAAGCUCAGCUUGCACAGAUGAUCAAUGAGAAGCCUCAAGUGAUCCAAGAAUACGAGUGUGGCAAAGCCAUUCCAAAUCAACAAAUUAUUAUCAAACUGGAAAGGUUUCUUGGUGUGAAACUGCGAGGAAAGAAGUAGAAAUUUGGCAUGUAAACUGAUCAAAUAUGAUAAUUGAACUGGUAGUCUGAAGUAAAUUGUCAGAGUCCAACUGUUGUGUGUAAUCCUUGAACUGUCUGUUGCUACCUGCCGUUUGUAGCGUUCACUGUAAGGAAACUCUCUUAAAGUGGCUCUGUGACAAGUCUUGGGAACUAGUGAGAUCAACUUGUUCACUAGGGGUUUCGUCUGUCUUA